AUGGUGGCUUGUAAUACUCCUGAUGGUUAUUCUGGCAUUGUCUUUAUCUGCGGUGAAUGUAAAAAUGAUUAUGGUAAUAAUACUCUUCCAGGAUGUGAGAAAUGUGGUAGUCAUUUAAAAGCUAAAUCAACUAAAUCACUUUCUGACAAGAACUACUUUCACAAGCUUUCA
Molecule: messenger RNA, 171 nt
Organism: Entrophospora candida
Lineage: Eukaryota; Fungi; Glomeromycota; Glomeromycetes; Entrophosporales; Entrophosporaceae
Source: the annotation of a GenBank genome assembly